AUGGAGGCACUCAAGCGUGGAGGACUGUGGGAAAUUGAGACCGUAGGGAAGCAGAGGUCAUUCCUUGCGAGAGGACCGGUCAAAAAGGACCGUGUGUGCGCCACCGUGGCAAAGAGGCCGGUAAGAGCGGAAAGCGUGGUGAAAAAGACGGUGAAGGUCGUGGAGAUCGAUCUAGACGAGUUGGACGACGAGAAAGGGGAACUUGUCCGCGCCGCGCGCACAGAUUCAAAAGAGAGCCAAUGUGGGCCGAUUGUGGAAGUUGUGCGCGAAGGUGUGAAGGUGUCUGAGGAGAUCGGAGAGGCCAAGGAAAGCCAAGUGACGGCGGUAGAGAGCGAGCCCGCCGAUGUGGAACAGGCAACGGAGAAGCCUGUAGUGGAGUCCCAAGAGUUGGAAAAACAUCGUGCGAGAGUGCGACGGGAUCCCGCCGAGUGGUAUCAGGCAAAUGUGGGAGUAGCAACGGAAGCCGUGGGAGCCGAAGAGCCGGAGCACGGAGUGGAGAAGACGUCGUCAGAGAAGAGCGACGCAAUGCGCUAUCAGGAGAGCGAGGGUGGCGAAAGUGGAGGUGUGUGGGUGACGCCGAAAGCGAAGAACACAGCCCGCAAGAGAAGCGUGACGAGUUACAAAGGCUUUGAGUAA
Molecule: messenger RNA, 636 nt
Organism: Klebsormidium nitens
Lineage: Eukaryota; Viridiplantae; Streptophyta; Klebsormidiophyceae; Klebsormidiales; Klebsormidiaceae
Source: the annotation of a GenBank genome assembly